AUGGAGUUCAAUUUCGUUUCUCCGACCAACACGGUGAUAGGCACAAAUGAUACUACAAUAGAAUACGAAGAUGCAGAUGACCCUGAUGCAGUUACCUUAUUAUCAAUAUUAGUAGUUGGUAUAUUUCUCUCUCUCCUAAUAUUUGUCAGUGCAGCUGGCAAUAUCCUCGUCUGUAUUGCGAUUUACACGGAUCGGGGUUUGAGAAGAAUAGGAAAUUUGUUCCUUGCUUCCCUGGCGAUUGCGGAUAUGCUGGUUGCUGCUGCUGUGAUGACUUUCGCUGGUGUAAACGAUUUGCUUGGGUACUGGGUUUUCGGUGAGCAGUUUUGCGAUACGUGGGUAGCUUGUGACGUCAUGUGUUCUACGGCGUCCAUAUUGAAUCUCUGUGCCAUAUCACUGGAUAGAUACAUUCACAUUAAGGAUCCUUUGAGAUACGGUCGCUGGGUGACGCGUCGUGUAGCCAUUAUCACCAUAAUACUGAUCUGGCUGUUAGCCGUCAUGGUUAGCUUUCUUCCGAUAUCGUUGGGACUCCAUCGACCCCCAGACGAGACAGUAACAACGACCGAACGACCCCCAAGAUAUCCCACUUGUGCGCUCGUCCUCACCCCAACGUAUGCUGUAGUGUCAAGCUGUAUAUCGUUUAUUCUACCGUGCAUAGUGAUGAUUAGUAUAUACUGCAGAUUAUACUGUUACGCUCAAAAGCACGUGAAAUCGAUCCGGGCGGUGACCCGGACAGUCCAGCUGCCGGACAACCGGACGAAAUCCGUCCGGACUAGAGUCCACACCCAUGUCCACUCGUCUCCGUACCAUGUGUCAGAUCACAAAGCGGCAAUAACUGUUGGCAUCAUCAUGGGAGUCUUCCUGCUAUGCUGGGUUCCUUUCUUCUGCGUGAACAUCGUCGCUGCAUUUUGCAAGACAUGCAUACCAGAUCUUGCUUUCAAAAUCCUCACGUGGCUUGGCUACUCCAAUUCCGCGUUCAACCCCAUCAUCUACUCGAUAUUCAAUACGGAGUUCCGCGAAGCCUUCAAAAAGAUUCUCACAUCCAAGUAUCCUCCGUGCUGCGGAUAUCAAACUGUUCGCGCGAACACACCAACGAGAAAUGACAACUUUGUCACAGAUUAUGGAACGAAAACGCUAGUGGUAAGAAGAAGUGGGUCACUGGGGCUCUCUGGGGUAGAUCCAACGCCGAGGUCGUCCGCGGAGUCUGUGAGACCGCUGCGAGACUACCACAUCUGA
Leptosia nina is the source of this 1233-nucleotide messenger RNA. Lineage: Eukaryota; Metazoa; Arthropoda; Insecta; Lepidoptera; Pieridae. The record is from the annotation of a GenBank genome assembly.